This is a messenger RNA of Raphanus sativus (radish), 393 nucleotides long. Its product is annotated as putative F-box protein At1g50870. Gene Ontology annotation, molecular function: protein binding. Lineage: Eukaryota; Viridiplantae; Streptophyta; Magnoliopsida; Brassicales; Brassicaceae. The coding region runs from base 1 to 393 and encodes 130 amino acids. The transcript has a single exon. The record is from RefSeq and is a predicted model, not a curated record.
AUGGAAAGAGAAUCAAAAGCAACGUACUUACCUGUGGAUUUACUCUCGGAGAUACUCUUACGUCUGCCUGUCAAAUCUGCUGUGAAGUUUCGCUGCGUUUCCAAGGUCUGGUCUUCAAUCACCACUCGUCCAUCUUUCAUUAGCUCGUUCGCAGCUCGGUCAAGUCCCCGUCUUCUCAUCUUCUCAGAGAACAAAGGCAAGCUGUUGGUUUUCUCCAUUCCACAAAACCAGAAUACGGAUAACAAGCCUCAACUGGUGGAGAGUUAUGCGAUGACGUAUCCAGGAACUCGUAGCGUGUUUUAUCUGCUCCAGUGUAUCUCUCACGCCCGAAGUUUGGAACCCCACCACGAGACGCACCGUAACCUUACCCCAUCCCAAAAGAGGCUGGAGUAA